Terrapene triunguis (Three-toed box turtle) is the source of this 2190-nucleotide messenger RNA. Its product is annotated as von Willebrand factor A domain-containing protein 5A-like. The record is from RefSeq and is a predicted model, not a curated record. NCBI's taxonomy places the organism in Eukaryota, Metazoa, Chordata, Testudines, Emydidae.
AUGACGAGCUGCGGCCUCCUGAACAGUUCCAACAAGCCGGUGCCCCUGCGCAGCGGCGUGGUGACAGUGCUGAUCCGAGGCUUCGUGGCGGACGUGCAGGAGCUGUACGGGGACGCGCUGGCCGGAGGGCAGAGCUCGUUCUUGCUGCAGCAGGAAGGGGCCAGGGGUGAUGUUUUCAGCUGCUCCCUGGGUAACCUGCCCCCCGGGGAGGAGGCGGCGCUGACCCUGCGCUACGUCUGUGAGCUGUCUCUGGAGCCCGACGGGGCCGCCCGCUACGUGCUGCCGGCCGUGCUGCGCCCCCGCUACACGCCCCAUGGAGCUGGCUGUGAGACCGCUUUCCUCAGCUGCAUGGUCCACCCUCUGACUCCGCUGCUGGAGUGGACAGGAGCUGAGGCUGCAUUUCCCCCCCAAGCAACCAGGCUCCAAAACGCGCUGAUGUGCUGCUAUUUCCGUGGCCGCAGUUAUUUCUUUCUCCUUCAACACAGGCUGGUGAGCCUCGACCUUCAGUUCCAAGGUUCGCUGGGUGGGACAGGGAGGACGUCACCCAGGGGGUCCCACGGGUCCCCCCAGGGGGAGCUGCCCUACACCCUGAGCGCCACACUGCAGUCGCCCCACGGCAUCGACCGUGUGCUCUCCAACUGCUCCCUCACCCCCCUGAGCUACCGGGCUGGGAACCAGACCACCGCCCAGGUGUCGCUGGCCCAGGCCCCCCCGUGGGACCGAGACGUGGUGCAUUACGCGGAGCCGCACAAACCCAGCGCGGUGCUGGAGGCCGGGCUGCCCGAAGUGGAGCCAGGCUCCCUGAUGGGCGACCCGGCCGUGAUGGUGACCCUGCUGCCCAGCCUGCCCAAGGCAUUGCCAGGCCAGAGCUCGGCCGGGGAGUUCAUCUUUCUGCUGGACCGCUCCGGCAGCAUGGCGUGCCCCAUGGACGGCCUAGACUACUCGGACCAGCGCAUCGACAGCGCCAAGUUACGGCCAGAGACCCUGGUCCUGCUGUUGAAGAGUUUGCUGGGCUGUUAUUUCAACAUCUAUGGCUUUGGGUCUUGGUUUGACGCCCUCUGCAGGCAGAGCGUGGGAUACACCCAGCAGACCAUGGCCGAGUCCCUGCAGCGCGUCCAGCAGCUCCAGGCUGACCUGGGGGGCACCGAGAUCCUGGCACCGCUACAAGCCAUUUACCGCAGCCCCUGCCAGGAUGGGCACCCACGCCAGCUCUUUGUGUUCACGGACGGGGAGGUGAGGAACACCCAGGACAUCAUCGCUGAGGUGCAGCAUCACCGGGGGGCCCACAGGUGCUUCUCCUUUGGCAUCGGGGAAGGGGCCUCCAUGGCUCUGGUCAAAGGCAUCGCCCGGGCAGCAGGGGGCAGCACCGAGUUCAUCAUGGGCCAGGACCGCAUGCAGCCCAAGGCACUGCAGUCUCUGAAUCGGGCCCUGCAGCCGGCCGUGACUGGGAUCUCGCUGCGCUGGGAUCUGCCCCCCGGGAUGGAGGCGGCGCUGCUGGGCUGGGGCCCUGAGGUGAUCUUCCCUGGGCAGCGGUGCCUCAUCUACGCCCAGCUCCGCGGGCAGCCCCAGUACUGCAUCCAGGACCAGACCUACAAGGAGAUGCUGCAGUUCCCCCUGCAGCCACAGGAUGGAGACAGGCUGCCCGUUCACCGGCUGGCAGCCAAGUCACUGCUGCUGGAGCUGGAGGGGGCCAUGGACACCGGGUCAGAGGGGGACCGGCGCCGGGUGCUGGAGACCAGCCUGAGCUCGGGGGUCGUCUGCUCCCUCACAGCCUACGUGGGGGUGGACACGGAGCGGGGGCAGCCGGUUCAGGGGCCGCUGGUGAGACGGGACAUCCCGCUGGCAGAGCGGGCACUGGAGGAGUCUCCCCUGCUGAGGCUGGUGUCUCUGCAGAAUGCCGACGGCUCGUGGGAUCUGGACCCCCGGCUGGCCGCGGCGCUGGAGGUGAGCGAGACCGACGCCAGGGGGAGGAUGCCCAGUCGGGAUGUGCCCCCCGGCAUCUGGGCCACGGUGCUGGCCGUGGUCUGGCUGCACGGCCGGGCCACAGGGCAGCGCAAUGAGUGGGAGCUGCUGGAGGCCAAGGCUGUGGGCUGGGUGCAGAGCCAAGCAGGGCCUCGGCUGAGCGAGUGCCUGGAAGCCGCCAACGCCCUGCUGGGCUUCAACGUUGGCCCUGCCAUCUUCGAGCUCUGA